AUGUCGGAUUCGCAAGUAGAAGUUGGCGCUACGGAUAGCCUUGGUGGUUGCGGGCAUGCUUCACGGAGGACCAAUACCUGCGCCUGCACUCCUUUCAAUACACGCUUGCCGCCCGAGAUCCAGCAGAUGAUCUUCUCGUGGGUUGCGGUGCUCGAUCCUCCCUCCAUUCCUGGAGAUGCCAAGGGCUCCCUUGGCUUCGUGCUCAUCUCGCAUGUCUGCAGACAUUGGCGCACGACGUUACUUUCGAUGAGGCAUGUCUGGGCGGAUAGCAUGGGGUUGCUUCCUGAGGCGACAAUCGAGAUGGUUCGCCGCGCCGGCUCACAUCCUCUCACGGUCACUCUCCGCUCGGACCUCAGUCCUUUCGAUGAGGGCAUGGGUCUGUUCUGCCACCGUCGCUCAACCCGUGCCCUCCACUGCGCCUUGUCGGAGCCGAGCCCUAGCAGAGCCCGCGAAUACGAAGAUGUCUUCUGCGACGAAGUGCAUCCCUGGCCAAUCCUCGAGACCCUCAAGAUCGAGGUCUCUGACAGAAUAAUCGGCAUGGACAAGGACUCGCUCAUGCCUUCGUUGCGCUUCCUCACCAUGAAGAACAUCUUCAACCACUUCACUGCUCCCUCUUUGCAAAGCCUGUCCAUCGAGUUCCAGGAGUGGACGAAAGGAAGCUUUGCGCUCCAGGCAUUCAAGUUCUUCGAUAUGGUUCGCGCUUGCCGCUCCACACUUCAAGACCUCGAACUCACACAUUGUUUCGCCCCCGACGCGAUGCCAUUGAUUCCGACGCCCAUAGAGCUUCCAGAACUUCGUAGCUUGUAUCUGGGCGGGUGCUCGCACCAGUUACUGGAUGCUGCUCGGAAUUGCUUUACCUACCCCUCCGCCUGCGACAUCUCCUUCCGCCCCCUCUACGACUACACCACCACGAAUCCAUUCCAGCCCGAUGAGUCGCUACAUCUCGUCUUGCGCGCGUUCAGCGACGAAGUCAUCGCUUGUACCGGCUCGUACGGUUUCGAAUUCCACGCUCUCCCAGGCGAAGCGUCGCAUAUCUCCGUACGCGCGCUGUCCCCAGAGGCUCUCGCCGGCACCGGCGAUCUCUUUGUAACGCCCCCCGACCUCGGCUCGCGCAAGGUAUACUUCGACUCCGACCGGAUGCGCAUCUUUCACGACGACAUAUUUGACGCCCUUUCUUAUGCCUUGAUCCCCGCAAGCACAAAGAAAGCCAACUUGAACCUCAGUGCGCUCCGCGACGUACGUGUUCUCUCUAUUGUGCAAGCGGGUACAGAGCCAGCAACUGGUGCCAUGAGGAAAGUGCUUCUGGAGAUGCCAGAGCUGCGCGUCCUACAUCUUCGCGGAGGUACCGCAGACAUGAUGCGCUGCAUCUGCCCUGUAAUCUCCCACGGAAGAUUGUCUGUCCCAAACCUGCAGUUGCUCCGUGUCUCAGCCGACAGACCAUAUGCGCCACCCCUUGACCUCUGGCAGUUCAAUCGUUGCUUACGGAGGCGCGCGGAAUAUCACCAGGCAGGAGGUCGACCCUCUCCGCUUCCUUGCCUUAUCGUCGAUCGAAAUGUUGAGUUCGAUGAAGGAUUGGAAGCCCAGAAGGCCGGAGUGGAGCGUCUGCAGGAGAUGAACUGUGUCAAAAAGGUGUAUUGGAGACUCAUAUGA
Peniophora sp. CBMAI 1063 is the source of this 1650-nucleotide messenger RNA. NCBI's taxonomy places the organism in Eukaryota, Fungi, Basidiomycota, Agaricomycetes, Russulales, Peniophoraceae. The record is from the annotation of a GenBank genome assembly.